AUGCAACAACUAAGUACUCUUGAUACAACAAGACCACUUGAUUUUGAUAAUUUAAAUUUAAUUAUUCGUCCACGAGCACCACGACGACGUCAAAGUGGAGCAUCAAUAAUACCAUUUCGACCUUAUGUCAAACGUUUAACUAGUGUACGUCUACCACAUUCAUAUGCAAAUGGACGUGAUAAUUGGGUCGAAUCAGGACGACGAGAAGCAUAUUUUGAACAAAAAAAUGCAAGAUGUAUUGGUUCAUUAUUUGAUGAUUGUGGAACAUCAGAAGUUAUUAGAUGGGAUAUAGAAGGAGAAUCAACUCGCUUACCUAUGAUGUGUAAAUUCUGGAUGAUUGUUGAUGGUGCUGUUGUUGAACGAGGAAAACCACGUAUGGUUCAGGAUGCAGCUGUUCAAGUAUACGUAGCAGGUCAUAGUCUUCGUUCAAUAAUAGCAGCUCAAAAUCAACAACUAAAUCGAACAGUUGUAACAAGAUAUGAUCGACGUCGUCGUCAUUCUUGGCAUGAUGUUAAUGAAUAUCAUAGUGUACCAUAUUUUCAGUAUACCAGUUCAAUACACUGCGGAAGUUCCAUAGCUAUUCAAUGUAAUGAACGAUCUGAACAUUUCAUGAGUACGGAAGAAUAUCUUCCUUUUAUUGAAGAAGAAACAGCCGACGAACAUUAUUUAAUGAAAACCGAAAAACAUAAUGCUCAAGAAAUAAUACAUCAUUACGAAUUACCACAAUAUCGAGCUCAAAUUAAUAUCACAACAGAAACAGAUGAUAAUCCAAUUGAAACAUCAUCAACUCGUUAUUCUAAUCGAUCACGUCGACAAACAUCAUCAUCAAGACAUUCUGAUGCGGGUUAUAUUUCAUUUGAAACAGCACUUAAUCGACAAUCAUAUUCAACACCCGAUUUUGAUAUUACUGUACUUCAACAACCUAGGUCAAAUAAUGAAACAAAUCAUAUAAUACAAACUGAAGGUUUAGAAACGGAAUCAAUAUGUACAUUAGAAUGUUUAGCUCAACGAUAUGAAAGAACAUUACAAGAUAGACGACAAGCAAUUGCGGUUAUUAAUGAUCAAUUAUUAGAUAUUGGUGGUGUUUUACAACGUUAUCGACAAAGAAUACGAGAACCAGUAUCAGUACCAGUACAAUCAAAUAAUGCAAUACGAGUCUCUCGAGAUAUAGUAAUGCCAUCACCAAAACCAAGACAAGAACGUUCAUCAUCUCCAGUAUCUUCGACUGGAUCAACAAGAAGUAAAUAUCGAUUUUUACCAAGUACAUCCAGAGAAGAAAUUCAUCAAGAUUAUCUUCCAUCACCUCUAAUAUAUAUUACAACUCCUAUAUUAAAUUCUCCUCGACAACCAAUAAUACAAACCGAAUAUUGUGAUAUAUGCUUAACUGAUCAUGGUGAAGGUUCAGCAUGGAUUCGUUAUAAUGAACAACGUCUUGAAACAUUACAACAACGAAUUGAUUUAAUGUUAGAGUUUAAUGAUAUGGAAGAUGUUCAAUCAUCAUCAAUAUCUUCAUCAGAUUCAGUUAGAAACAUAGCAAGAGCAUCAUCAACACAACGUAUUGAUAAUAUUCUUAUGGGAAGAUCGCAACGUCGAAAUCAAUUAACUUAUAAUAAUGAUCAAAUAAGUGUACCUCAUCGAACUAAUUAUCGUUCAUCUCGUGAUAUGAAUUCAAUGGUAUCAGAAUUUUCUCACUAUUCACCACGAAACUUAUCAAGAUCGAUACUUCCUGCAUCAAAAAGAGUACGAAUAUCAACGACUGAUAUAUUAAUUCCAAAUCAAGCUCAUCUUCAUGAACCAAUAUCAUCAUCAUCACAAUCUAUUCCUCGACCAAUUGUUUCAAUCUUACGUCGUAAUAAUAUAAAUUUAACAGCAAGACUACAUGGAUCAAAUGAAAUAUCACAAUUAGGUAGACGAGAUAUGAAUAAAAAUCGUUCGAUGAUUGACCAAUUUACUAUUCCACGUUAUUAUCGUUUAUAUAAUGAUGUUGGUUUUCGAGAGGUUUAUGAUUUUUCUUGUGUACUUAAUUCAUAUUUAAAUCGAACAACAUCACAAGAUUAUUCUUCAAUGAUUCAACAUUUUGCAUUAGAUCAUCAAAUACCAGCACCAAUCAUAAGUGCAGCAUGA
Adineta steineri is the source of this 2124-nucleotide messenger RNA. The record is from the annotation of a GenBank genome assembly. NCBI's taxonomy places the organism in Eukaryota, Metazoa, Rotifera, Eurotatoria, Adinetida, Adinetidae.